Molecule: messenger RNA, 1968 nt
Organism: Stegastes partitus (bicolor damselfish)
Lineage: Eukaryota; Metazoa; Chordata; Actinopteri; Pomacentridae
Product: nuclear factor 7, ovary
Exons: 6
Coding region: 139-1464 (441 amino acids)
Molecular function (GO): protein binding
Source: RefSeq, a predicted model, not a curated record
UAAAACUGGCAUGAAGAGACAGGCUGUUACAGAAACCUGAACAACUGGUUCACUGUGUAAACACGGCCAAAUGAAAACACACAAAAAACGCUUUAAAUGAUGCAAAAGAGGAAAAUCUCUCGGAUAAAAGCGUAACAUAUGUUUGCUGUUUUUCCUCAGUCCUCAAAAAUGGAAGCUGCAGAGUCGUCACACGCUGGUAGUGGACGGUCAGCAGCAGCUCAGUCAGUACAAAAUGAUCUCAUGGCGCCCUCUGUGGGCAUCGACAGUCUACUGCAGGAUGGCUUCACUUCACUGGACACCAGCAGCGACCGAGUUGUUCAGCCUUUCCCACGUUCUCCGAAACUACAGAGGAAGGUGGCCAAAGCUGCACAGCCCUCUCAGGAGCAGCUAUCCAGACGUAUGGAGGAGCUGCAGGCUGAGAAAUCCAAGACUGAUGCCCACAUCGAGUCUCUGAAGAAACGCAAAGCAGAUCUCUCUAGGACCACGGAGGUGAUGAAGCAGCAGGUCCGAGAGCGCUUCGAGAACAUGCGUCGCGUCCUGAAGCAGGACGAGCAGGUUGUCCUGGACUCUCUGGAGCUGGACCUGAGGCGGACCAGGACCAGGCUGGACCAGGUUUUGAAGAACUGGAAGCAGCACCUGGACCAGGUCGCAGAGAGCAUCGUCGGCACCCAGAGAGUGUUGAGCAGGAGCCCCGGAGCAGAGGAAGAUGGGAAGGGUUACUCUGAGAGUUUGAGUCCCAAGAAGCCCGACACAUCCGAGGAGGAAAUCGGACUGAAUAAAGAGAGAUUCGAGAUGCUUCUUAAAACACUCGCCUCCAUCUCCAGAAACCUGAAGGCUCAGUUACAGAGGAAGACUCUACUGUUAGACUCCACCCCUACUAUGAUUGACAGGCAGACUUGCCACGCCCAGAUCAUGGUGACCCCAGAGGGGCGGAGCUUGUCCUUCUCUGGCUCUCCUCGUUCUGCUCCAGAACAUCCUCUACAGUUUGAUAAAGUGUGCUGCGCUCUGGGCUCGUCCCCCAUCGCAGCAGGCCAGAGUUACUGGGAAGUGGACGUGCACUGCUGCUCCGCCUGGGCUGUGGGCGUGGCCUACGCCAGCCUGGAGAGGAAGGGCCGCGACAAGGGCGCCAAACUGGGCCGGAACCGCAACUCGUGGUGCAUCGAGUUCCGCAACAGGAAUCUGUCUGCUUGGCACAACGACCGGAACGUGGCGUGUCAGGGCGUCGGACAGACCCCGCUGGGAAGGGUGGGAGUGUGGGUGAACUACGAUAAAGGCCAGCUGAUGUUUUAUGAUGCGGACAACAUGGUGGUCCUGCAGAGGUUUUCGGCAGCCUUGACGCCGGUGUUCGACAGAGCUCAUCACCAGUUCACUCAGCCUCUGUAUCCGGCAGUGCGCUUCCUGAAACCACCAGAGAACCAGAUCUGGUCGAACCACCUGGAGUUCUGUCACCUCGGUUCUCCAUGAAGUGGAAAAUGAUGUGGACUAUCCAGUACCGCCUGACAGCUAAAGGAGUUAACAGACUAUUCGGGUCUCAUAUAUCAUACAUUCUUUCCUGUACUGCCAUUCCGCCACUUUAACUCCUUAUCAAAGCAACAAUGUUUUGUAUCCAUGUCUAAAUAUGAUGCGUGUUUUCCAUCCAUGUACAGUGCAAAUGUUUUAGAUGGUACUUUAGAUUUUUAUCCAUCACUCAGUACCAUCAGAGAGACAUCUGAUUGGUCCCAACUUCAUUCCACAGCAGGACAACAAGCACCGAACCGCCAGCCAGAGUCACAAAAAGCCAUCAUCAGCCAAAAGCAGAAUGUUCUGAACCCAACAGAGCCCUGAUCUCCUCAUCAUAGAGCCACUUUGGAUCAGAGACAGACUAGAUCCACUCUGAGAUUUUGUAAAUGUCCUACCUGCCAGGUAUUUUGAAAAACUCUGCGAAUUCCUAGUUCUCCGCUACAAACACAGCAGGAUACAAAUACGACA